Capsicum annuum is the source of this 513-nucleotide messenger RNA. RefSeq names its product agamous-like MADS-box protein AGL29. The record is from RefSeq and is a predicted model, not a curated record. Gene Ontology annotation, biological process: regulation of transcription by RNA polymerase II. The coding region runs from base 1 to 513 and encodes 170 amino acids. Gene Ontology annotation, molecular function: RNA polymerase II cis-regulatory region sequence-specific DNA binding; protein dimerization activity; DNA-binding transcription factor activity, RNA polymerase II-specific. Lineage: Eukaryota; Viridiplantae; Streptophyta; Magnoliopsida; Solanales; Solanaceae. The transcript has a single exon.
AUGGAUAAGAGGGGUGGAAAGGGUAGCCAAAAGAUCGAACUGAAGUUGAUUGAAUCUAAAGAAGCUCGCACAGUUGCUUUUUCAAAAAGAAAACAUGGUUUGGACAAGAAACCGAAAGAGUAUUCAAAUCUAACCGGAGCAGAUAUCGAUUCUAUUCUCUUUACACAAGCUGGAAAAUCACAUUCCUAUGGCUCCCCAAGUGUAGAAAAAGUAAUUGAUAAGUUUCAUGAAUUGAAACAAAACAAUAGCCAACAAAAUCAUACUGAUAUGAGCAAAACAAAUGUCUUUGAGGCAUUUGAAGAUCUUCGUAAAGAAGUACAAGCAUUCAAGAAGAAAGACCUUGGCUCAGAACUGCCAACAGAUAAAUACAUGUUGGAGAACAGGUUGAAGCAAUUUGAGGCAUAUAAAUCACGGUUGGACAAAAUUAAAAAUCAAAUAAAAGGUGAUGUUCCAGCCGAGCAAUUCAACUUCAUUUCAGAAGUUGCCCUUAAACUAGAAAAGAUGAGUUCUUGA